Poecilia reticulata (guppy) is the source of this 4635-nucleotide messenger RNA. It is a transcript of the gene drd4-rs, whose product is annotated as dopamine receptor D4 related sequence. The record is from RefSeq and is a predicted model, not a curated record. NCBI's taxonomy places the organism in Eukaryota, Metazoa, Chordata, Actinopteri, Cyprinodontiformes, Poeciliidae. Gene Ontology annotation, molecular function: G protein-coupled receptor activity; dopamine neurotransmitter receptor activity, coupled via Gi/Go. Gene Ontology annotation, cellular component: plasma membrane. Gene Ontology annotation, biological process: negative regulation of adenylate cyclase activity; regulation of dopamine secretion; negative regulation of voltage-gated calcium channel activity.
ACGUCAGCCCUGCAGAGAGGAUGGAUAAAUAUGGCCGCCAUUAGAAAAGAAAUGAAAUGUGUGAGCGGCUCGUGUUGAACCUCAUUAGUCCAGCUUCACUCUAUAAUCCCUUUAAGUGAAGCGGCAGGUUUUUCCAGUGAGGCAACAGUUUAAUAAAAGUGUUGCAGCGUCUUUGGCAGGUUUAGUUAAACUGGGGAGUUUUUCUUCUCCAGACUCAGUUUGGUCAUGAAUUAUUUAUGAAACAUGCGUCCAGCAGGAUGAAUGAGGAUAAAAGAGCAUUUCUGCAGCUUCCUCUCACAAAUGCUAAUAACACAGACUGAUUAGCAUGAGUAGCAUCCUCCUCGCCUCUCAGCCCAGGAUGAGACACAGAACAAUCAGGUCUGGUACUCCAGCCCCUGGAGCAGAGGUCACAGAGGUCACACCAGUCGAUCUCACAGGGAGAUGUUGCACCACCCCACCUGACCACAUCAUUGUCCUAAAAACCUCUCCAGAUCUCCACCAGCGAGGGAGACCCCAUGUCUCCCUCGCUGGUCCCGGCCCAGUUCAGCCAGUACACACACUGGACUCGGUCUUGUCCUAAAGAUGCUCCGGUUUGUGGAUGAAGGUUCCCCCAUGUGAGAAACACUCCUGAAGAAUAUUGGAAGUUUUAAGGAACCAAGAUGAACCUCAGGUCCUUCAACAAGGCGGCACCAGUCCAGAAGAGCCACAUAGACCCACAGAGACCUUUGGACCUGGACCAGAGGACCAGCAGGACCCACCAGACCCGUGUCUCAGAACCAACCCGUCUGGGGUUAACAGGAAUCAGCAGAGCCUACAAAGUACCACUGGACCUUAGUCUGGUUCUGCUGAUCACCCCUGGCUUCAGACAGACUGGACUUCAGGAACAUCUCGGUGCCUGACCUUAGGUCGGAACCAGAGGUCCCCAACCCGGCCCUCCAUGUUUCUGCUGCAGCCCCUGGAGGAUAAAGGAGGUACUGCAGGUGUCCUGGAGCGGAGAACAUCUAAAGCAGGAUGGAGGGUUCCCGGCCAACUUGGGCACCUCUGGUUCACACUACGGUGUCCCUCAGGGCUCAGGCUUAGGUCCAAUUGUCUUAAUACUGCCGCUGGGUGACAUCAGCUCUAUGCUGAUCACACUCAGCUCUUUACUCCCCAGAUGACCUCUGACCCGCUGAUGGAGAUUUUACAUAUCGAGUCAAAUUUUCUUUGUUUUUAGGUUUCAGUCCCGGGUUGGAACUGAAACUCAGGACAAAGCAGCAGCGCUAACAACUGCGCCGCUGUGCAGCUCCAAUUCAUUCACUCACCUGUGAUGAGGUGAUGGUUGUGGUGGUUCUGGUUCCAGCAGCAGAGGAGGAAGAUCCAGCUGGACUGAUGAAGAGGAGGCAGUCUUCAUCGCUGCUGACUGCCAGCCAAUCACAGCGCAGCAGAGAGAGAGGGAGUGAGGAAGAGGAGGAAGGCUUUGGAUGCUGAAUCUUUUUAUAGAAGCAGAAAGUUAUUCAGCGGAGCUGGAAGCAGCUACAGGUGGAGGACGGAGGGACAGACGGGGUGGACAGAAUGGACAUGAGAGACAGGAAAUAAAGACAGAAGAGGAGGAAGAGGCAGAGAGGAAGCUCUGAAACUGUGAGUUUGACUCUUUCUUUCUCUACGUUUGUUGGUUCUACUGAAAUGUUAAAAUGUCGACUUUCAUUCAAUCAAAUCCAGGACCGGCUGGUCUGCAGCAGAACUUUAUGAAGUUCUGACCCGGCCAACCAUGUUAGAACCAGGAGGUCCAGACAGACAGAGGACUGUCUCCGCCUCAGGGUUACUGUUGUCUUUUAUGGAUUAUUGAAAAUGUUUUUAUCAUUUGUUCUUAUUUAUUAUCUUUAAGUUUUUAGUUCUACUGGCAAACGGCAAGAAACGUAACUCUGAUUCCUCGAACGUCUGAUGACGGACUCUGACUUUGAGAUGGCCGGCCCAGGUUCUGUUAGUUGGUCCAAACUGGGUCGUCACCAGAACAACGAUCCCAAGCACAAUAGAACAUGCUGAAGGACCAACUGCUGCAGGGGCCUAGUCAAAGUCCAGAUAUCAGCCUGGUUGAAAUGAAAGGACAUUCAGAAACCUCUGGAGUCGACCCGCUUCCAAAGCAGUGGGUCGGGGGGGUUGGUCUCUGAUUGGCCGGAGCUUUGGGUUCUGCUCUUUCCGUCUCUGCGGACUGAUUUUUAAUGUAAAUUCGUGUCAUGAUGGAGGCUUUUAUUGUGAAAGGAUGACCUCACUCAGCUCAGCUCCUCUUCAUCAGAUUACAGCAGAUGUGACAGAUGUGCUCCUAAUUUAUAUUAAUGAAAAGAUUAUGGAUUAUAAGCACACCUCAGUGCCAUGUGACCUCAUCAUAACCUGAUGACCUCAUUGCUUCAUUAUGUCACUUCCUGUUGCUCCACAUAUGAUCCAUAUCUGCCAUGAUGGUCCUGCUGAGGCUCCGCCCCCGCUGUCUUCCACGCUCUGAUUAGCAUGAUCACUUCACAUGGAGGGAACCGCCUUCACGCCUGUUGCUAUGGUUACCGACUCACCAUGUCAGAGGAAACGAAAAGAAGGCGCUGCAGCUCAUCUGAGCCCCCAGCGCCAGGUGGGCUGCGGCGCCUCCUAGUUACCGAGUUUCAUGAGACGAUCCUCGGUGGACCGGCUGGUCCGGGUCAGAGGUUCUGACCCAGACGACACCACGAGGCGGUCCAGCUCGGGCCAUCUUCCUUCAAACAUGUCUCAAGGUAUCCAGUCGCCUCAUGCUGGUUCCCAAAUGACUAUCGUUCUCUGGACUUUAACUAGGCCAUUCUAUUGUUAAUCUGCUGCUGUGUUUGGAUCACAGUUCUGUUGCUGACCCAGUUUGGACCGAGCCUCAGCUGAUGGACACUCAUUGACUUUUUCAGCUACUCCCGGCAUCCAGACUGGUUCAGGGUCAUGACCUCUGACCUGCUAACCUUCUGUGGGUGAAGCUUUGGGGUUUCUGGCCAUUCCUCUAAGCCAUUACUUUAGCUGGGUAUCAGUGAGAUGAAAGCUACAGGCCAACCCUAAGCCAGCUUCCCAUCAUGGAAAAUGUGACACCUGACAGCCCUGCAGGAGAGGCUCGCAUGAGGGACUACAACUACCUGGCCCUGGUUCUUGGUGUCCUGUUGAUCCUCAUCAUCAUCCUGGGAAAUGUCCUGGUGUGUCUGAGCGUGCUCACAGAGCGCUCUCUGAAGACCGCCACCAACUACUUCAUCAUCAGCUUGGCGGUGGCCGACCUGCUGCUGGCCGUGCUCGUGCUACCGCUCUACGUCUACUCUGAGUUCCUGGGAGGAACCUGGACUCUGAGCACCUCCAUCUGUGACGCUCUGAUGACCAUGGAUGUAAUGCUCUGCACUGCCUCCAUCUUGAACUUGUGUGCCAUCAGCGUAGACCGGUACAUCGCCGUCAUAGUGCCCCUAAAAUACAACAGAAACCAGUUCAGUGUUCGCCAACUGACUCUCAUCACCGCAACUUGGGUCCUAUCUCUAGGCGUGGCCAGUCCAGUCAUCUUUGGUCUGAACCAGGUGCCGGGUCGGGAUCCGACGGUCUGCAAGCUGGAGGACGAUCAUUUUGUGGUGUACUCAUCGGUCUGCUCCUUCUUCGUGCCUUGUCCAGUCAUGCUCUUUCUCUAUUACUGGAUGUUUCGUGGCCUGCGACGCUGGAGCAGUCGGAGCCGGUCCCAGGCCCGUCGGGUCGGCCGGAGAGGUCUCUCUUCUCAUCUGGCCUCGGCUCUACGUAGAGCUAGAGACACAACUGGUACCCAGGAGAACGUUGUUUACACAGUGCCUCCUAUAAGCCCCACCUCUCCAUCCACAUUCUCCAUGGCAACGCCAUGUGCGACUCUGCUGACAGAGGAAAACCAGCAUGGGGCAGUGAUGGCAGCUGAUAGCGACCUGAUGACCACUCAGACGGACAGUGUGUCAGACGGCGAGCCCACCGGGAGGUGGGAGGGAAACGGCUGCAGAGAGAACGCCACUAAGAGAGGACCAGGGACCAGCAAGACCAGCCGGGUCAGUGGGAGGGAGCGCAAGGCCAUGAAGGUUCUGCCGGUCGUUGUUGGCGUGUUCCUGGCCUGCUGGACGCCCUUCUUCACCGUCCAUGUCACCAAGGUGUUAUGCCAUUCCUGUGAUAUCGGCCCCACCCUUAUUUCUGUGGUCACAUGGCUAGGUUAUGUCAACAGUGCUGUUAACCCAAUAAUCUACACAAUCUUCAAUGCAGAGUUCAGGAACGUCUUUUACAGGCUGCUCUGCUGCAGGACUUGAUGCUUUAAGCGUCGACUAUGAACUCAAAUGUUCUCCAGAACAUCCAGAAGUCAUCUGCUUAGAGUCUGAAUCCUCUGAAGUCAAACAGUGUCUUCUUUUAGAGUAUUGGUGUGUUUCUUAGAGCGCCCAGAGGAUCAGAUAUUGGACAGACGUUCCCAGGUAUCUGGGUGGUUCCAUGUUUUAACGCUGUUCCAGAACAAGGUGGACAUUUUUGAGGCUGCAGAGACAAACAGAAAUAUGAAUGUUUGAUGAAAGUUUUGUAACUUGCAGCUGUUGAAUCUGUGAAAUGGGCAUGAUGGGAUGUAACUGAAACUGAUGUUCUCCUUCUGGACAACAAACAAUAAAGAAGCGAAGAACAAAA